Molecule: messenger RNA, 1510 nt
Organism: Oryza sativa Japonica Group (Japanese rice)
Lineage: Eukaryota; Viridiplantae; Streptophyta; Magnoliopsida; Poales; Poaceae
Source: RefSeq, a predicted model, not a curated record
CGCGGUUUUCCAGUACAAAAACCAAAAGAAAGAGCCCCGCGACCUAGUGGAGAGGCGGUACACUGGUGGUGGUGGGGGUGGUGUGGUGGGGGACGCGACGCGACGAGAUGCCUCGGGAGACGCCGCCGCCGCCGCCGCCGGAGGGCGGCGAGGUGCACGAGGUGGUGGAGGGGGAGGACGGGCAGGCGGAGGACCAGGAGGAGAGGUGGGCGCGGCUGCUGCCGGAGCUGAUGUCCGAGGUGGUGCGGCGCGUGGAGGCGUCCGGGGGCGAGCGUUGGCCCGCGCGGAAGGACGUGGUCUCCUGCGCCUGCGUGUGCCGGCGGUGGCGGGACGCUGCCGUCGCCGUCGUGCGGCCGCCCGCGGAGUCCGGCAAGAUCACCUUCCCGUCCUCGCUCAAGCAGCCAGGGCCAAGGGAGUUCCCAAUGCAAUGUUUCAUUAAGCGGAAUAAGAAGAACUCUACGUUCUACCUCUACCUUGGUUUGACAAAUGCAACUGUGGAUAAAGGGAAGUUCCUCAUGGCUGCUAGAAGGUUUAGACGUGGUCCCCAUACCGAGUACAUCGUAUCCCUUGAUGCUGAUGACCUUUCACAAGGAAGCAAUGCAUACAUGGGGAAACUGAGAUCUGAUUUUUGGGGGACAAACUUCAAAAUAUAUGAUAGCAAGCCACCAUAUGAUGGCGCUAAAGCAUCAAGUAGUCGAUCCAGUCGGCGUUUUGGAAGUAGAAGGAUAAGUCCCCAAGUGUCAGCAGGAAACUAUGAAGUUGGACAGGUUUCCUAUAAAUACAACCUGCUCAAAUCCAGAGGUCCUAGGAGAAUGUAUUGUGCACUUGAGUGCCCUUCAACUCAAGAGACAUGGGAAAACUGUCUAAAGACGAAGUUCAGAAAACCCACAGGGAACACAGUUCUAAGAAACAAAGCUCCCCGCUGGCAUGAGCACUUGCAGUGCUGGUGCUUGAACUUCCAUGGGCGGGUGACAGUUGCAUCUGUCAAGAAUUUCCAACUAGUUGCUGCUGCUGAUCCCAAUGAUCCUGCUAGCUCGAAGGAUGAGGAAACAGUUCUGUUGCAGUUUGGUAAGGUCGAUGACAAUAUCUUCACGAUGGAUUACCGGCAGCCACUCUCAGCGUUUCAAGCCUUUGCUAUCAGCCUCAGCAGCUUUGGUACCAAGCUAGCUUGUGAAUAGCAACAUAGUUUGAUGUCCUCAUAUUGCCAUCUGGUUGUGGUUGUGGAUGCAUGCCGUUGUGGUUGUUCCCGGCAUUUUUCUUCUUUCAUUUCUUUCCUUUUUACUCUGGAUAUCAAGGUACUAUUCAUAUCCUGUUCUUGUGCGGGAAAUGUACCAUUUUACCAAAUGGAUUUAGCUCCGAGAAGGAAAUUGUGUUGUAAAACUUUUGCUUUUUAAGUGAAAGCAGAAGGCAGUCUGUUGUACAUAAGUUCUUGAUGAAGUGAUGAUACCUUUUUUACUUUUGGCUGGACAUUUACUCCGUACCUGUAUGAAUAGAUUGGCUCGCUUAUUUC